Molecule: messenger RNA, 672 nt
Organism: Rhipicephalus microplus (southern cattle tick)
Lineage: Eukaryota; Metazoa; Arthropoda; Arachnida; Ixodida; Ixodidae
Source: RefSeq, a predicted model, not a curated record
AUGUCUGUGGCCUGCGUGGCUUCCUACCAGCAGAACGUGCUGCGGGGAUCGGGGGGAGGCUUUGGCUUAGGUAGUCGCAGCAGUUUUGGCAGUCUUGGCUCCGGAAGCGGCGCUGGUGGUUUUGGCCUCGGUAGCGGCAACUAUGGGGCUGGCUAUGGUGGUCUUGGAAGUGGCUUGUACGGUGACAGUGGCAGUAGCAUUGGCUCUCGCAGUGGAGGACUUGGUGGUGGCUACGGCUCAGGCUACGGCGGCUUUGGCAGUGGCAGCCCGAGAUCCAGCGGCAGUCUCUUUAACGUCGGCAGUAGUCUCGGAAGUGGCUUCGGAGGUGGCCUCGGAGGUGGGCUGCAGGGUAACCUGGGUAGUGGACUUGGCAGCAGUAGCCUCGGUGGUGGACUCGGCGGCAGUGGCUUCAGUGGUGGACUCGGCGGUGGACUCAGCGGUGGACUCGGUGGCAGUGGCUUCAGUGGUGGACUCGGUGGUGGACUUGGCGGUGGACUCGGUGGACUCGGUGGCAGUGGCCUCCGUGGGGGCUCCACCUUUGGAGUUAGUAGCUCCAGCGGACAGAGAUUUGGCUUUGGACCAGUUGGAGGCUCAAGCGGUUUCGGCAGUUACGGUGGUUCCGGUAGCUUCGGAAAUUUGGGAGGCCAGGUGCAACAGCGACAGCGUCUUUGA